This is a messenger RNA of Fusarium mangiferae, 849 nucleotides long. RefSeq lists its product as uncharacterized. Lineage: Eukaryota; Fungi; Ascomycota; Sordariomycetes; Hypocreales; Nectriaceae. The transcript has a single exon. The record is from RefSeq and is a predicted model, not a curated record. The coding region runs from base 1 to 849 and encodes 282 amino acids.
AUGUAUGGGCCGAUAGCGGCUGUGACGAAGUCUUUGAGCGAGAAAGAAUGGAGUGGCAGUCUCCCAUUUCUUUGUGAGCUAUUCAAGCAACGGCAGGAUGCUGAUGCCCUUAUAUCGGAAUACGCUGUAGAGGCAUGGAACAAGCUGCUUGGUGAGGCCAGAGUCAGGGCUCAACGCGAUCCUUCCUUUACCUGGCUUCCAGAGUUUGAUCAGCCUUUAGUCCUCUCCCCCAGCGAGAUUCUUCGUUUUGAGCAAGGAUUCCUUAGUUACGACUAUGGUCGACACGAUAUAUACUACGAUUUUGAACGCCUAGACGGUACCGUGCGGCCAGAAAUGUCAAGACCUGCGUGGGACCAUCGUCCUUCAGACCUCGAGGGGUUCAAGGAGGUACGAUGGUGCUUGCGCUCAUUUGAAUCCGUUUUCCAUUUCGUUUUCGGCAAAUAUCGCGAGCUCAUGCAUCGUGUCGAUGGGGAGCUUCGUGGAAGAGAAACCCUCGAUGGGGGCGUAUCUCGUGGGGGAGACACUCGAGUUCGCCAGUUCCUUGAAAGGACAACAUAUCAAGAGCACAGGUGCCUCAUCUUCCUCUCUAUACAAGAUUAUUCCCUCCUACGAAAUCUACGGCGUAUGGACCAAGCCCAUGCUAGGCACUUUAUCCUGACGACGUUCCUUUGGGUCACUUUGCGCGAUGCGACGGGAUAUUUGCCACUCGAAUACACGUUCAUGCGUGACAUCGAUCAAUAUGGCUUGCUGAUCGAUACACCUCUCAAGCCGAUAUACGAACCUUGGACCCGAGCAAGAUACUUCUGGGAUCGAGAGCGGAUGGUGAAGAUAUAUGGGAAUCAACGGUAA